Molecule: messenger RNA, 2352 nt
Organism: Camellia sinensis
Lineage: Eukaryota; Viridiplantae; Streptophyta; Magnoliopsida; Ericales; Theaceae
Product: putative late blight resistance protein homolog R1B-12
Biological process (GO): defense response to other organism
Molecular function (GO): ADP binding
Source: RefSeq, a predicted model, not a curated record
AUGGCUGAAACAACAGUGGAUUUUCUCAUGGAGAAUUUGAAGCAGCUAAUGCACCAUAAGAUCAAUUUGAAUGAAGAUGAGAAGGACCAGAUUGAAUCUCUUUACGUGGAGUUUAGAUUCUUGAGAAACUUUCUCAAGGAUUGUGAUGAGAAACUCUAUGAACCUAAGCAAGUGAGCAAUUUGGUGAAACGAAUUAGAGAUUUGGCAAACAAGGCAGAAGAUACCAUCGAUUUGUUUGUAGUCAACGUUGUCUUGAAUGUGAAAAUGGGUCAUGUCUGUGAUCGAUCUCUAAAUCUUGGACAUGUCAAAGAGGAGAUUGAGGCUAUUAAAACAGAGUUGGAGAUUUGUGAGAAGCAGAGUCCUGAUAUGGAGGCCAUACAAGAAGAAAAGUCUUGCGGUGGAGAUUUUUCGAGAGUAAAAACCCAAGUAGAUGUAUGGGAGGAAGAAACAGUGGUGGGCUUUGAGGAUGAGGCGAUGAAGCUAAAAGAGAAACUCACAAGAGGACAGAAAAAGCUCGAUAUUAUCUCAAUUGUCGGGAUGCCUGGAUUAGGUAAGACUACUCUUGCUAGAAAAGUGUAUAAUGAUCCCCUUAUCGUAUAUCACUUCUAUAUUCGUGCAUGGAUCACAAUUUCUCAAAAAUACCAAAAGCAGAAUUUGUUAGUUGACCUAAUACAUUCGGUUAGUCCACAUACAAAUUCUAUUGUUGUUGGAAUGAAAGAUUGGGAAUUAUGUGAUGAGCUAUGGAAAAGCUUAAAGGGUAAGAGGUAUCUCAUUGUGAUGGACGAUAUUUGGGACACUAGGGCAUGGGUUGAUUUGAAAAGUUUAUUUCCAAAUGACAAUAACGGAAGUAGAAUUAUGUUCACCAGUCGGUUCACAAAUGUGGCAUUGCAUGCUAAUCCUAGUAGUCCACCUCUUGAUCUUCGUUUCUUAACUGAAGAUGAAAGUUGGGAUCUUUUCCAGCAGAAGGUAUUUCAAAGAGAAAUUUGCCCUCCAAAUUUGAUGUGCGUGGGAAAGAAAAUUGCAAAAAACUGUCAGGGACUACCACUAGCGAUUGUUGUGGUAGGUGGAAUGCUUGCAAAUAGAAAGGAAAUGCCAGGCUGGUGGAAGGAAGUUGAGAAAAUCCUAGAUUCAAGGGUUCUGGAACCAUGCAUGGAAACAUUUGCAUUGAGUUACAACCACUUACCUCAUUAUUUGAAACCAUGUUUCCUCUAUUUUGCAGCAUUUCCACAGGACUUUGUAAUCUAUGUUCAGAAGUUGACACAGUUAUGGAUUGCUGAAGGAUUUAUACGAAAGAUUGAAGGAAGGAGUUUGGAGGAUGUAGCAGAGGAAUACUUGAUGGAUCUAAUAGGUAGAAAUCUCAUAUUAGUUUCAAAGAGAAGGUCUGACGGUGGAAUCAAAGCUUGCAGUAUCCAUGAUCUGUUGCACAAUUUUUGCUGCAAAAGAGCUGAGGAAGAGUAUUUUUUGCAACAAAUUUUGUGUCAAGAUUCUUUUUCCUCUUCUUUAACUUCAAAACAUUCUUCACUCAUGCGUCGUCUAUGCUUUAGUUCAAAUAUUUUUCAAAAAACUGAAGUAAUCCCUUCUGCCUCAAACAUCCGCUCUUGCUUGUGCUUUGUCUCUGACUACAUUCCCUUCAAUUCCCUUCAAUUCCUUAACCAAUGCUUUAAACUUCUUAGGGUGUUGGAUAUGAGUUUGAUAGAUUUUACCGUGUACCCUAGUGAGAUAGAACAACUUGUUCUCUUGAGGUACUUAGCACUUGAUUUUAUGUGGACCCACUUGGCUGGUGAUGUUUCUGUGCGCUGCUUCCCAUCUUCAAUAUCCAACCUCUGGAAUUUAGAAACUUUUGUUCUUCGUACAUCAGUUGAAUAUCUCAAGUUACCACGGAGUCUCUGGAAGAUGGUAAACUUGAGGCAUCUUUCAGUUAGUGGAAGAGGGAUAUUUGUAAUUGAGAGGCCAUAUCCUAAUGAUCACACAUCAUUGGAUAACUUGCAAACUCUCUCAUGUGUAGAUCCUUGGUCUUGCAAGGAUAUCUUGGCAAGGACUCCCAAUCUCAAGAAGUUGGAUAUUCAUGGAGCUAUUAUUCAAUGUUUGGAAAGGUUGAUGUUUCUUGAUAUAAGUUUCCUAAACCAUCUCCAAAAGUUGACAUUGUGUUCCAAACUUGAAGGAUUCAAGUUUAUUAAUCUCAGAAGAAUCAAGUUCCCACCAAAUCUUAAGCAACUAACUUUGAAGGAAGCGUUUAUAGAGUGGGAUGAGAUUUCAAUCCUAGGGAAGGUACUGUCGAACCUGGAGGUGCUCAAAUUAUCAAGUAUUAACUGGUGGGAAUCGGAUUGGGAAACAAAUGAGGUUUUCCCUUGA